CGCCUAUGCUUUCGUAUUCCAGGUGCUCCACUACUAACUCCUCCAGGAUUAUCACAAGAGUUAUGGUACAACUAGUUUUCCUCCAAACUAUACCUAAAAUAAAUCUAGAAAUGCGGAAAAUUUCACAAUUGUUUUUAUAACUGUUGACGUGAUCCAUUGUGACUGAUAUGUUGAAACUUUCAUGCCAGGUAACCUUGAGCCUCCUUAUCACUCUAUAAAAGCUACCCUCUACUCCUUCAGUACUCACAUCUCUCUCAUCUUCAAAGCUCAUCAAAACGCUCCUUAUAGUUCACAUUUUUCCUUUAAUCACUACAAAAUUCUUUUAAGUCAUCAUGGGUGUCUUCACUCAUGAAUCUCAGGAAACCUCAGUUAUUCCCCCAGCUAGGCUUUUCAAGGCCUUUAUCCUUGAUUCUGACAACCUCAUCCAAAAGGUUCUACCACAGGCCAUUAAGUCCACUGAAAUAAUUGAAGGAAAUGGAGGACCUGGAACCAUCAAGAAGAUUACCUUUGGCGAAGCCAGCAAAUUCAAAUAUGCAAAGCACAGGAUUGAUUCGCUUGACCCUGAAAACUGUACAUAUAGCUUUAGUGUGAUUGAAGGUGAUGCUUUGACUGACAUGGAAAGUGUUUCUACUGAGAUCAAGUGUGUGGCAAGCCCUGAUGGAGGAUCCAUCAUGAAGAGCACCACCAAGUACCAGCCAAAGGGUGACUUUCAGCUCAAGGAGGAACAUAUCCAGGCUGCUAUAGAAAAGGCCACUGGACUUUUCAAGGCUGUUGAGGCCUACCUCGUGGCACACCCUGAUCUCUACAAGUAAACCUUGUGUUUAUAUUGGUGUGUCCCAUUGGCAGUUCAGGUUGCGGCUUUUUCUUUUUCUAUUUUUGUCAAGUCAAAAUUUGUUCUUUGGUUUGCUAAUAAAGAAGUUUGUGGUUGUCAUUAUCUGCUACCUUGUGAAGUUCAAGUUGAAAAUUUUGGAAGUGAAUAAUGUGUGAUUUUUUCAAUAAAUAUAUAUAAUGAGAAUGAAUCAUUGUAUUGCUUACAAA
Quercus robur (English oak) is the source of this 1038-nucleotide messenger RNA. Its product is annotated as major allergen Pru ar 1-like. Gene Ontology annotation, biological process: abscisic acid-activated signaling pathway; defense response. Gene Ontology annotation, molecular function: protein phosphatase inhibitor activity; signaling receptor activity; abscisic acid binding. The coding region runs from base 333 to 812 and encodes 159 amino acids. Gene Ontology annotation, cellular component: nucleus; cytoplasm. NCBI's taxonomy places the organism in Eukaryota, Viridiplantae, Streptophyta, Magnoliopsida, Fagales, Fagaceae. The transcript has 2 exons. The record is from RefSeq and is a predicted model, not a curated record.